Heterocephalus glaber (naked mole-rat) is the source of this 1700-nucleotide messenger RNA. It is a transcript of the gene Vrk2, whose product is annotated as VRK serine/threonine kinase 2. The record is from RefSeq and is a predicted model, not a curated record. Gene Ontology annotation, molecular function: protein kinase activity; ATP binding. Lineage: Eukaryota; Metazoa; Chordata; Mammalia; Rodentia; Bathyergidae. Gene Ontology annotation, biological process: protein phosphorylation.
CUCGCGGCCUGGUGGGCCGUCCGGCCCGGAGCUGGGCGGGCCCAGGCGGGGCCACUCAGCUUCCGCAGCUGUCCGACGCGGCCCGCCUUCUUCUCAAGGAACUGGAGGCCGAGGCGGACGGCGGAGACUCUGAGGCUGGAAGUGAUGCCACUGAGAAGAAAUGAGAAAUACAAACUUCCUGUUCCACUUCCAGAAGGGAAGGUUCUAGAUGAUUCUGAAGGAAAACGAUGGGUACUGGGCAAAAUGAUUGGCUCUGGAGGAUUUGGAUUGAUAUAUUUAGCUUUCUCCACAAAUAAACAAGACAGAGAUGCAAGACAUGUAAUAAAAGUGGAAUAUCAAGAAAAUGGACCAUUAUUUUCAGAACUUAAAUUUUAUCAGAGAGCUGCAAAAAAAGACUGUAUCAAAAAGUGGAUAGAACUCAAAAAACUUGAUUAUUUAGGAAUUCCUCUGUUUUAUGGAUCUGGUAUGACUGAAUUCAAGGGAAGAAGGUACAGGUUUAUGGUAAUGGAAAGAUUAGGAAUAGAUUUACAGAAGAUCUCAGACCAGCAUGGAACUUUUAAAAAGUCAACUGUCCUGCAACUAGGUCUCCGAAUGCUGGAUGUACUAGAAUAUAUGCAUGAAAAUGAAUAUGUUCAUGGUGAUAUAAAAGCAGCAAAUCUACUUUUAGGUUAUAAAAAUCCAGAUCAGGUUUAUCUUGCAGAUUAUGGACUUUCCUACAGAUAUUGUCCCAAUGGGAACCACAAACAGUAUCAGGAAAAUCCUAGAAAAGGCCAUAAUGGGACAAUAGAGUUUACUAGCUUGGAUGCCCACAAGGGAGUAGCCCUGUCCAGAAGAAGUGACUUUGAAAUCCUUGGUUACUGCAUGUUGCGGUGGUUAUAUGGGAAACUUCCUUGGGAACAGAACCUGAAGGACCCUGUGGCUGUCCAGACUGCUAAAACAAACCUGUUGGAUGAGCUUCCUGAGUCAGUGCUUAAGUGGGCUCCGUCUGGAAGCAGUUGCUGUGAAAUAGCCCAGUUUUUGUCAUGUGUUCAUAGUUUAGCUUAUGAUGAAAAGCCAAACUAUGAAAGGCUGAAGAAAAUUCUAAACCCAAGUGGAAUACCUUUAGGACCACUGGAAUUUUCCAUUAAUGGACAGAGUGUAAAUGUACAUACUCCAACCAAUCAAAAAGUUGAUUCAAGAAAGGCUGCAGCAAGACAAGUUGAUCAGAUACAAAAUAAGUUAAAAGGAGAAGUCCACACUGAGAGAAGUGCUGAGUCCUUUGCAACCUGGAGAAAAGGACAAAAAGAAGACAAGCUGAUUGGGUUGAUGAACAAUGAAUUAGCUCAGGAAAACACAAGACGACGACAAAAAUACCAUGAGUCUUCAGAACUUCUGAAUGAAGUAAACAGUUUCCCAGGAAAAUCUAGCUAUACAUACCUCCAAAAUUCAUUUCAUGAACCCUAUCAAGAUUUUACACAUACUAUCAACAAGUCACAGUCCCCACUUUGGCAAAUGAACACUUCCACAAUUGGUAUGGAAGUCACAGACUUACAAAGUUCUGCCAGAUUUGGGCCUACAAUUUCCCAGCAUACUCUUAGUGAAGAGACAAAGGCAGAUGUAAAUUGUUAUGGCCUCAUCAUAGUUUUGCUUUUGAUACUGAUAUGUCUUUCUUUAUAUUUUCUUUGAAAAUAUCAAAUAAAAUCCUUUUGAUAAUUCUUAAA